AUGAUACAUGCAAAUGGGGCCUCCCCGGUUCCGCUUCCACAAGUCACGACGGCUGAGAUGGAACGGCACGUUGACAAUAUCACCCCCAUCCGCAACAUCCUGUCGUCUACACCUUAUGAAUGUUCCACUAUUGAGCAAUUGAGUGGUGGUCAUCUGAACCUCACCUACCGUGGUCUACUUGCUCACCCGCUCGCCGACGGGAGCAAGAGUGUUAUUAUCAAGCAUUCAAAGGACUAUGUGACUUUCGUCCCUGGUGUUACGUGCCUAGCCAGUCGAUGUAAAGUCGAAUAUGGAGUUUUGGAAGCCUUGGCGCGAGGGCUCGUCGCGCCAAAACAUUACGAAGGCGUUAUUGUGAAGACACCCUGUCCAUAUCACUUCUUCGAGCAGAAUGUGCAGAUCAUGGAGGACUUGCAGGGUACAACCCCUCUCGUGGACAUCAUCUCCGCCGCUGGAUGUCAUAUGUCCCCUAAUCUUGCCGCGUCCCUGGGCUAUGCGAUUGGCAGCUGGCUAGGUUCCCUUCACUGCUCGACAUCGAAGCGUGGGGGCGGCAAAUUUGACCUGCACGAGAACCCAGUAGGCCGGGACACUAUGUAUAGAUUCUACUUGGGCAGGCUGGAGGAAAAGAUCAGAACUGCCCCCCACCUUUUUGAUGGCGUUGCAGACCAAGUGAGGAAGUAUGCGGUUGAAGAGAUCGAGCGACGUGAUGAAGACUGUGGGAUGUCAUUGGUGCACGGGGAUUUCUCGGUUAGAAACCUCCUUAUUUCAGAUGCAUCGCAAGAUAGGGGAUAUGUGACUGUCAGCCCCAUUGACUUUGAAUCAUCCCACUAUGGCCGUCGUGAUCAAGACCUCGCACAAAUCAUGGGUGACCUCUACAUCCUAGAGAUUGUGAAAGGUGUGAAGAUGGGCCGCACCCUCCUCCAGCAUAUUAUACGAGGAUAUCCGGUACUGCAUGAGGAGGAAAUCUUCCACACAGCUUGCUAUGUAGGGAUCAUGAUUAUUGUAUGGACAUUCGCCAUAGGAAUUGGAAUGACGGUGGAACAGGAGGAACAAAUCAUUCUCUUCGCAAGGGAUCUCAUUGUGAGGAGUCAGGAGAGAGAUCGUGCCUGGCUGGAGACUACCAUUGUGGGAUGUCUAUUUCAAGAGUCGCAAGGAGUGUAG
Messenger RNA from Aspergillus luchuensis, 1158 nucleotides. RefSeq names its product phosphotransferase family protein. Lineage: Eukaryota; Fungi; Ascomycota; Eurotiomycetes; Eurotiales; Aspergillaceae. The transcript is spliced from 3 exons. Gene Ontology annotation, molecular function: protein kinase activity. The record is from RefSeq and is a predicted model, not a curated record. Gene Ontology annotation, biological process: protein phosphorylation. The coding region runs from base 1 to 1158 and encodes 385 amino acids.